GCCUGCCCAGUGGGGUCCUGCCGGGCCUCAAGGUGAUGGUGGGGACGGGCGGCGCUGCACGUUGCCCUCCCGCGCACACAGGGCGGGUAGGGGGGAGGUGAGGAGAGCGGGGACCGUUGGUCAACCGGCGGUCGGCGCCUCUCCGGGCCCGUGAGGAGGAGCGGUGGCUUGGCCACAAGAGUUAUCAGUAUGUUUGAAAGGUGGAGAACUAGUGUGAGAGUUGCAGCUUUUUGAAGAUACAAAGCUUGUACUUUUUUUUUUUCUCCCAUAUCUGGAAAUUAAUAAGAGGAAAUUUCAGCCACACUUCAUCAAAAUGCAGCGGAGUCUGCUACAUACUGCAUCUCAGCUGGCGCAUGGGACAUGUUUGGUUUUUCCUCACUCUAGUAUCUUCCAGUGCUUAAGAGGACAGUCCUUGUCUGAUGUUGGAUGCAAAGUGAUUUUGGCACUGGACACUCCUAAACGAUGUCUUCAUGCAGGUGCAGUGCACUUUGCCUCAAAGAAAAGUACUUCAUCACAACCAGCAGACACUCCUCACAAAGCACCAGAAGAGAGAAAUCCUUUGACUUUGGCAACUGAUACACCCAAGCAGGGCCCUGUAGAGUCACUUUCUUCAGAACCUGAUCCAUUAGAAGACAAAUCAAUUAGUCUCGUUCAGAGAUUCAAGAAAACUUUUAAACAGUAUGGAAAAGUCAUGAUUCCAGUGCAUCUUCUGACUUCCACUGUAUGGUUUGGAUCCUUUUACUAUGCAGCCAUGAAAGGAGUGAAUGUUGUUCCAUUCCUAGAGCUGAUUGGCUUACCAGACAGCAUAACAGACAUCCUGAAAAAUUCUCAGAGUGGAAAUGCACUAACUGCAUAUGCACUGUAUAAAAUUGCAACUCCUGCCAGAUACACUGUGACUCUGGGAGGAACAUCCUUCGCUGUACAGUAUCUACGUAAGCAUGGCUACAUGUCCACACCACCACCAGUAAAGGAGUAUAUACAAGAUAGGAUGGAGGAAACUAAGGAUAAAAUUACAGAGAAGAUGGAGGAAACUAAGGAUAAAAUUACAGAGAAGAUGGAGGAAACUAAGGAUAAAAUUACAGAGAAGAUACAAGAAACCAAAGAUAAAGUUUCAUUUAAAAAGAUAAAGGACUAGGAGAGAUGUUUAAUUUUUGGAUAUAUAAAACUUAGCACUUUAACCCUUUGUGAGGCAGGAUAUACAAAGUGCACUUCCAAGCAUUUUUCCUUUUUUUUCUUCUUCUUUGUCUGGAGACUACACCACUUGCUCUGUGGAUUUAAAAAUUCUGUAUACCAAGGUCAAAGUGCCCUGGGAGCGAGAUUGUGACAAAAUUUCAGUUUACAGAAGGAAAAGUCUCCGAUAAGAAGUUCACAUGUCCAUUGGUAACAGUGUUAACAGUAACUCUUCCCCCUUUCUUUUUUAAUCCUCCCAAAUCCUUAAAAUGAAGAUUGCUUCUUCCAAAAGCCUCUACUUUAUUCUUCUUCUAUUGUAGUGCACAGCCAUUAUUCCAUUAGACUGAAUCCUCCAUUACAUGAGAAUGAAGAUUUAUCUACUGGGAAAGGUAACAUAUUUUGGUUUACAGAGUAUGUGGACCUGGGCCUGUUGAAUCGUGAUCAUCUCAACUUGGAGGCAGACCAUUGUCCCUGGUACUGCACAUAAAGGAAUCAAUGUAUGAGCUACUUAGGCUGAGUGAAUUGAUGAUGGCUGCAUUGACAUCAGCUGAGCUGGGAUACUUGACAGGCUGAGGCUAUGAAUCUUCCUUGGACUGUUUAUCUUUUCAGAAAUCUAAACUGAAAGAUAUAGUUAGUAGCUUGAGUACUAUGGAGUAUGAGUUAAUCAGAGUAGCCAUACGGGCAAGUAUACUUCAUUUCCUAAAGCUGAUUUAUAGUAGACCGUUAUUAAAUGAAAUUAAUCAAUAAUUGUAUAUUAAAAACUAAGGUUUUUUUAACAUUAUGUUAAUGUUUACACAGCUGUUCUAUUUCAUUUUUCGAACAACAAAACUGAAAGAGAAGUUUACUUGAGAAAUCAGUAUACUAAUAGGCUUUUUAAAUAUGUGCAAAGUUAAACACAAGUUCUUCCUCCUAUUCUGGAAUCCCUCAGACUUCAGUAUAGAAAAAUUUAACUAAAAUAAAAGUAACUCUGAGACAAUGAUCACAGACUACCAAACUUUUUUCCCCUGUAGAUUUUCCUAUGCCAAGCAGAUACUUAUGCAUAGCUGAAGACUGAAAUGCUGUCUCGGAGAUGUCAUAAAGGACUAAACUUGGAACUGGUCUAUUUGACUGGGCAGGCAAACAUCUCUCAUGGUUUUAUUCAAGUGUAGGGUAAAUUGAAGUGUUGGCUUUUUUUCCCAUUUCCAUUACUGACCUCACUUUGUAGCAACUCUGCAUGUGUAUCUUACAGGUGUUUUAUUUCAGGGAGUUAUGGGAAGCAACAGAGUUGGACCCUGAGCAUUGUAAUUGACUGGAGUAAAAGAAUAUAGUUGGUAAAAGUAUCAGCUCUGCCCCAUUCUUACGUUUUCAGUCAAGUCACUGAGGGCCUCUCCAUGUUUGAGUUGUACUUCAUCAGCUUAAUUGUACAGGGUUGAUUACAUACUUGUCUGCCUCUGUCCACGUGUCAAGUAGUAAUUACAGUCUUAUGCCUACCUCACAGGGAUGUUGUGAGGAAUAAUCAUUGUAUAUUCAGUGCCCUCAAGACAUAAAGUGCCAUAUUUCUGAUAGAUAUUAUUAAAAAAUAAUUCUGUGAUGAACACUA
Calypte anna (Anna's hummingbird) is the source of this 2749-nucleotide messenger RNA. RefSeq names its product family with sequence similarity 210 member A (gene MIMS1). The coding region runs from base 314 to 1135 and encodes 273 amino acids. The transcript has 5 exons. Gene Ontology annotation, cellular component: mitochondrion. NCBI's taxonomy places the organism in Eukaryota, Metazoa, Chordata, Aves, Apodiformes, Trochilidae. The record is from RefSeq and is a predicted model, not a curated record.